CCGUUCUUGCCCCUCUGAAUGUGUCUUCUUCUACUUCUUCUUCUUCUUUGAGUGUGACUAACAGCCUAUCCGGACCUGCAGCAGGUCCAGACCCCGCUGCUGCUGCAGCAGCAAGUAGUAGUGCAGGGCAUUCUGGAACUGUUGCAGUCCCGAGUUCGGACCCAACAGCCGCUGGUCCAAGCUGCAGCUUUUCCUAUAUGGAUAGAAAGGCGGCCCAGAUUCCGUCUAAGUAUGACGGAAAGGAAGACAUCGAAUCUUGGAUCAGCUCCAUGCGAUCCUACUUCGAUGUGCUGAGGACACUCCCAGUUACUCAGUCGUCGGUCCUAGGGACCAAUGUGGAACCCGCCGUGAGAGGAUUCUUCGAGAUCCAGGCUGUACAAGCAAGCUAUAAAAGGAUAGACAUGAACAAAUGGCUGAAGGCUACGCCGGUAGCCACACUCGAAGAGCUCUUGAUCAAACAGUAUGCUGAUCCACAUGCUGCAGCCAAGACUAGACUCAAGCUUGACAAGCUCAAGCACAGCAAGUGGACCGGCACCAUGCACAACCUGCAACAGUAUGUUAGUAAACUCUUUGCUACUCCGGAUCUGGAGAUGACUCCGCAGUCCUGUCUGGAUGUGAUAAAAGUGCUGCUGCAAGACGAUGGUGAUGGCCUACGUCCGCUUGAAUACUACAGCAAACGCAUGCCCAGUCACAAGGUAGCUGCUUCCACUUACAUGCGAGAGCUCUAUGCCUUGAGAGAGGCACUGGAUCAUUGGAAACACUACCUCUUGGGUCGCCAUUUCAAAGUGUUCUCAUAUCACGAGACUUUGAAAUGGAUUCAGACACAGAUUAACCCCUCAACCACAUUGACCCGCUGGCUGCAUGAGAUUGAUAUGUAUGAUUUUGAGAUUAAGCACAAGAAAGGUUGUUACAAUCGAGUUGCGGAUGCUUUGUCUCGCCACCCUGAGUACAUGACUUGCCUUGUGGGUUCCUACGAUCUCCGUAAAAAUUUGAAGGAGGAACUCAUUGACCAUACUGCCAAGGAUCCGGAACUCAGUCCCAUCCUUGAGCAGAUUCGGGCUGACCCUAGCAGUCAGCCUGAUUUCCAUGAAUGUAAGGGCCUUCUCUUCCGACGCUACGGGAAGCAUGACCAAUUGUGUGUGCCCAACCAUGAGCCAAUUAUGACCCACUUCUUGGAUUUGGCUCACGGCCGGAGUGGACACUUCGGUGUUGAGAAGACACACGGGAAUCUGUUGGAAAAGUUUGUGUGGCCUGGAAUGAAAAGAAUGGCACAAAGGUUUGUGGCUGAGUGUGAAGUUUGUCAGCGCAUCAAACCGUCUCGGCAGAAGCCCUAUGGGCUGCUGCACCCUCUUCCUAUCCCUGAUGGCCCGGGUGAGUCUGUUUCCAUUGACUUCACGGACAUGGGGAAGAAGACCAGAAACGGUUAUACACAAGUAAUGGUGAUCGUUGAUCGUUUCUCGAAAUUUCUGAAUUUGAUCCCCUUGCCACCUCACGCCCCAACUGACCUUGUGAUCAAUGAGUUUAACAAGAGAUACAUUCUGCAUUAUGGCCCUCCAAGGACUCUUGUGAGUGAUCGGGAUACCAGGUUCAUAAGUGCAGAUUGGAAAGAUUUCACCUCCCAGACCUACGACAUGAAACUCAAGAUGACGUCUGGUCGACAUCCCGAAGCCAAUGGACUGGCCGAGGAGAUCAACCAGACCGUGAUCCAGCUUCUCAGGGCUCUAAUUGUACCUGAUCAGAACUCUUGGGAUGAGGAGUUGCCAAUUGUGCAGGGGUUGUGCAACAACUCCAUCCACUCCUCCACCAGGAUGACGCCUAACCGGCUGCAUCUUGGAUGGAAAAUCCACAACCCUCUAUCUUAUCUGUUCCCUGAACAGCCACCUGGCCUAACACAUGGCCAGCCAGGCUACAACGCUAAGUUUGACCGCCUGCUCAAAGUUGUUGUCGCAGCUAUGGAAAGGCGACACAGUGCCAUGAUUAAACGUGCUAACAAAAAGUGUCAGUGUGAACCUUUCACAGUGGGAAGUUAUGUCUGGGUCAAGAUGUCUGAGUUUUCUGAAGAAGAAGGCGUAUCACGGAAACUUCUUCCUCAGUACUACGGUCCCUGGCAGGUGCUGAAUCGAGUAGGUAAUGAUUCCUUCGGUCCUUCUUACACGAUUGAUGUGCCUGCUCAUCUGCGCACAUAUCCAGUCUUUCACGCAUCGAAGUUGUUUCCGUAUGAAUCACCCGAAACUUUCAAGUAUCGAGAAUCGAUGAUUCCCCGCGCAAUCAAUGGCGGUCACGAGACUGAUAGGAUUGUCGAGCACAGUGGGAAGGGAAGAAACAGACAGUACAAAGUCCAUUUUCUGUACCACCCGUUGGAUGAUUUCUACUGGAUUGCUAAGGACUUACUGCAGAGUGCACCGCGCGUCGUUAACGCCUAUGAACGAUUGAUAAGUUCUGAACAGCAACCAAAAUUCACUGCUACCCUGACUCCUACGGAACACACCCGAUCUCUCUUUGCUAUCUACGCCUACCAUGCAUUGUGCAAGGACUCUGAUUGAGUUACUCGCUCGAAGGGACCUCACUCUUGAGGGGGGGGUAGUGUAAUGAACCGUCAAAACACAG
Messenger RNA from Chara braunii, 2607 nucleotides. NCBI's taxonomy places the organism in Eukaryota, Viridiplantae, Streptophyta, Charophyceae, Charales, Characeae. The record is from the annotation of a GenBank genome assembly.